Molecule: messenger RNA, 5212 nt
Organism: Silurus meridionalis
Lineage: Eukaryota; Metazoa; Chordata; Actinopteri; Siluriformes; Siluridae
Product: tripartite motif-containing protein 16-like
Exons: 9
Coding region: 62-1750 (562 amino acids)
Molecular function (GO): zinc ion binding; protein binding
Source: RefSeq, a predicted model, not a curated record
UCACAUUGAGGCUUCCUCUGUGUCUCUUUAUCUUUUUUCUAUCUCUGUGAAUGUGGGCAAAAUGGCAGAGGCCAGUAUUUCAGUAGAUCAGGAUCAGUUCAUCUGUCCAGUGUGUCUGGAUCUCCUGAAGGAUCCGGUGACUGUCCCAUGUGGUCACAGUUUCUGUAAGGUGUGUAUUAAUCAACACUGGGAUCAGGAGGAACAGAAGGGUGUCUACAGCUGUCCUCAGUGCAGAGACACUUUCACUCCAAGGCCUGUUCUACGCAGAAACAACAUGCUGGCUGAAGUGGUGGAGAAACUGAAGAAGAAGACUGAAGUCCAAGCUGCUUCUCCUGACCACUGUUACGCCGGACCUGGAGAUGUGGAGUGUGAUUUCUGCACUGUGAGAAAACACAAAGCCGUCAAGUCCUGUCUGGUGUGUGUGGCUUCUUUUUGUGAAAUUCAUCUGAAACCUCAUCUAGACGUUCCUGCUUUGAAAAAACACACAUUAACUGAAGCCUCAGCAAAGCUACAAGAGAAGAUCUGUUCUAAACAUGAUGAAGUACUGAAGAUCUACUGCAGAACGGAUCAAAUAUCCAUUUGCUCUUUGUGCAUGUUGGAUAAACAUAAAGGCCAUGACGCUGUAUCAGUUACAGCAGGAAGAGCUGAGAAACAGAGUGAGUUAAAGAAGCAGCAGAUGAAAUCCCAGCAGAGAAUCCAGGAGAAGCAGAAGAAGGUGCAGGAGCUGAAACAGGCUGUGAACACUAUAAAGCUCAGUGCACAGACAGCAGUGGAGGACAGUGAGAAGAUCUUUACUGAGAUGAUCAGCUCCAUGGAGAAAAUGCGCUCGGAGGUGAAGGAGAUGAUCAGAGCUCAGGAGGAGGCUGAACUGAGUCGACCUGAACGACUCCUGGAGGAACUGGAGCAGGAGAUCACUGAUCUUCAGAGGAGAGUCACUGAGCUGGAGCAGCUUUCACACACACAUGAUCACAUCCAUUUUCUCCAGAGUUUCCAGUCUCUCUGUGUCUCUGCUGGACGUCAGUCUCCUCCAGGGGAAAGACAAGAUUUUUACACAUCCAACAUCACUGUCCAUCAACAUCACUUAUCACAUGGAAUGAGGAAAUAUUUCUCAGAUCUAAAGAAGAAACUUGAGGAAUUCUGUGAGGAGGAAUUCAACAAAAUCCCUGCACAAGUUCAGUCUUUUCUCUCAGAGCCACAGAGCAGACAUGAGUUUCUGAAAUAUUCCUGUUAUCUGACUCUGGAUCCCAACACGGCACAUCAUAAACUCAUUCUGUCUGAGAAGAACAGAGCAGUGAGAUACAGUGAGCGAGAGCAGCAGAACUCUGAUCAUCCAGAGAGAUUUGACUCCUGGCCUCAGUUGUUGUGUGAGCAGAGUGUGUGUGGACGCUGUUACUGGGAGAUGGAGUGGAGGGGUGUGGGUGUGGAUAUUUCAGUUUCAUAUAAAGACAUCAGAAGGAAAGGACGGGGUGAUGAGUGUGAAUUUGGAUGCAACAAUCAGUCCUGGAGUCUGUGGUGUUCUUCUUCUCUCUGUUUCUUUCACAACAACAUUAAGACUGAUCUCAGGGUUCCAUCACCAUCCAAAAUAGGAGUGUAUGUGGAUCACAGUGCAGGAACUCUGUCCUUCUACAGCGUCUCUGACACCAUGAAGCUCCUCCACAGAGUCCAAACCACAUUCACUCAGCCUCUAUUUGCUGGAUUCGGGUUUUCCUUGCAUUACGAAUCUAGUGUAAAAUUGUGUGAUCCAGAAUAAAGUGUGUAGUGUUUGAUGUAAAAUUCCUGCACUUCGCCACAUUGUUGCUCAAACAUCUGUCUUAACAGUACACAAUCCAGCUGCACAAAAAACAAUCUAAUAUUUUAAUCAUCAGCAAUGUUAUAAUAAUUUAAAAUGAAAUGUAAAACAAUGAAUCAAGAAACAAAUGAAAUGUAAAAAGUAAUCAAAUGAUAUCUCAAGACUUACAAUUGUAAAUCUGUUUGUUUCAUAUUAAGCAGAAUCUUAUUAAAUAACUAAUAAACUGUAAUACAUCCAGAACAGAACAAUAUUUCACUGUAAAAAAGCCUACUUACUAAAAGUUAUCUAAAUAAAAUUAAAAAAGUAAACUGAACUCAAAUAUUUUUAUUUGAAAUGCUCAGAAAUAAUACUUAGUUUAUUCAACAAAUGUGUUGCUUCAAUGUUGAAAACUGUACAAUACUAAAAAUGUUUUGUUGAACUUACAUUAAAAUGUAAAUGUUUUGCAUUAAAGCGUGCGUUUCUUGUUGGCGCGUGCACAUUAUUAACGCGGAGCGCAUGGCAAUUUGAGACUUCAACUGCGGGGGUUCCUGAAAGGGCGGCAUCGCGCCAUAUUAAUCCACUUGUUUCUGCUGAGUCACAGUGUAUUGUUGUUGUGAAGAAGCGUGCCGGUUCAAAGCAGCCGAAUCAUAUAUCUGCAUGGAGUUUUUCAGGAUCUGUAACAUAGACCUCCUAAAAAAGUUCAGUAAAUCACAUGAUAAAUAUACAGCACCUCUCCUGAAACUCUACAGAAAAAAGGAUAGAUUCAUUGGGUCCAGAAAUGAAGACACUUUUGGACAAGCUGGAUGAGCAGGUACUUUUUAAGAUUCUUGAAUGUACAUAUAAAAUACCGAAGUACCAACAGAUGCCUGAAUAGGGUCAUUAAAGCUAGUGUUCAUAGUCUAGGUUUUAUGGGAAUCCAAUUGAACUGGUUAAUUUUAGGAAUCUUCUUCUUUUUCUUUCGGCUGCUCCCAUUAAGGGGCGCCAAAGCGGAUCAUCCGUCUCCAUAACACCCUGUCCUCUACAUCUGCCUCUUUCACACCAACUACCUGCAUGUCUUCCCUCACCUCAGGAAUACUGAAGUUUUGAGGGUUUUUUUGUUUUUAUCUGGCUGUACUGGUACAAGCUAACUAUUUUUUCUCAUACACUGUUACAUAUCAUACUGUACUUUACCAAGUGUUUAGGUUUAUUCAGAUGCAGUUUUAAUGUAUUCUUAAUGUUGAUUUGCCAAAAUAAUACAAAAUGCUAUAUAUACGCUUGAAUUUUGAACCUUUGAGGUUUACUCCGAUGCUUUUAUUAAUGUCUGUUUUGUAUUUUUAUGUACUUUGGUAAUCAGUUGAAUAAGAAUAUGUUAUACACUGUAUGACUGAAAUGUGAUUAGAGGUUUUGCUCAGAUGCUUUUACUUUUUUCUGUUUUGGGAUGAAUGUUCUGGGACAGCUGCUCUGACAGUUGCUCAGGUUUAUAUUAUGUUCUAUUAAAUAUCAUUUUAAUAUGUUGCAGGUUGAAUGAGCUUCUGCUUUGUGAAUUUGUUCAUUGAUUGUCCUUUCAGUGGGCAGGGAGAGAUGUUUAAACUUUUGGGGCUAGGUGGUAUGGUGCCAUGAGUCACGGUUACGGACGUGCUCCUGUCCUUCCAUGUGUAUUGUUUAAAUAGAUAAAACAAAACAAAUGGCGUCCUAACGUGGGUGUGUCAAUUCAAUUUAUAUUUUAAAGUUAUACCUGCUUUUGUUGUUAGUCUGGGGAAGCUGCUGUUUUGUACUGUUUUUGUUUUGUUGGCUGUUUGUGUUUGUUAAUGUGAGAUUUCUUGGGUUUUUGUUAGUUUGUUUUACUAAUUGUGAAGUGACUGGUUACAGGGGCCAUCAUAAUAAUUCUCAGUCUGAUGUACAAGUCAAUUCAACUGUAUUUGUUACAGCAACUGAAUGCAAAGGCAGGGGUGGACUCCAAGUGUCAGUCUUUCCUUCAAGCAUGUUGUGUUAUGAGUGCUGGAAAAUGCAUGAGUAUGUGAUUGUUUAUACAUACUAAGGAGGCUUUGUUAAGGAGGCCUUGUUAAACCCCUGAUUCUCUGCUGCCAUGCUUUAGCAUCCUUUAUCCUGAACUGCAAAUGUUCUUUACUGCUCACGUUGCCAUUAUGUAUUUUGUUAAUUUGUGUAGUGAAUUUUUAUGCAGUUUUUUUUUACCUCUUUUAUAUCCACGACUCUUGCCAACUUACUGUUCAAAAUUCCAGGGUGGUGUAGAUGAAGGAUUUCUAUUCCGGAGCUUUCUUGCCACAGUUUGGAAAAUCUGUCAACUUUUACUUUUUUACUCUCUGGUAAUUUUUUAAAUCUCCUAUCAUUUUGUAGCUUUCUUUAUCUUAUAUCUCUCGGAUCAUCGCCUCUCUCUUUUUUAAUUAUUUUUUGUCUCUCCUGUCAGAGACGCUGUAGAAGGACAAAGUUCCUGCACUGUGAUCCACAUACACUCCUAUUUUCAAUGGAGACGGAACUCUCUCCUUUUUGACUCUCCUGUCCACUAUUGUUUUCUUAUACACUCUGUCAUUCUUUUCCCUGGUGUCUCACUAUCGUUGUCCUUUCUUGUAUCAAUAUGUGAAUCUCUUCAAUAUGUUCAAGUUUCGCUUUCUGUCUAUCAUCUAAUAGCCAUGUCUCUCCUUCCAACACUAAUCCUGUGUUUGUGUCUCCCUCUUUUAUUCUCUCUCUAUCUGUCUUUGUGUCGCUCCUAUUAUCUAACAUUCUGCCCCACUUUGUGCUCACUGAGAAAGAAAAUGUAUAAUUUCGUAUAAAAUGUAUAAAAAAAAUUAACUGUAAUUCUUGCAGAUAUUUUUGCUUUAUCGUGUUUAUGAACACUGUAACAUCUUACCUAUAAACCACCAGAGGGCGCCAUUUCCAACAUUCUGAAUCUCUUUUUCCUUUAUUACAUUAAUUUCCUGUUUGUUCUCAUAAAACGCACAUGGAGCACUCAGUAUUUGUGAACUCUUCCAGUUUGGUAGAAAUAUCCUAAGAGCUGAGCUGUGUUUUUUCUGGAUUGAUCACUUGGGUAUUUUAAUCAGAUCUCUGUUUUACUGUGUUUUAAACCUUUGUGUCAGUGUGGGUUUCCUCCUGGUUCUGUUCUCUUAUGUCUCAAAGGCAGGAGGAUUGACUUGGACAAAGUGGAUUAAUUUCCAUCAUGAAGUGUUGAGGCACUUGUUAAGUGUUAAGUGGAGAUUCUAUGAGCAGUGAAUGAUGCAGUGGCAAAAGUAAACAGAUUUUAGCAGAACAAAUGAGACUGAAGCACAGAAUCCAGUGAAAUCUUUCUGCUUUAUUUAUUUUCUCUCUGGAGAACAACUUGUCACUUACAGUGUUUUAUGUUCUAUUCAGAUUUACAGAAAUGUAUGUGUCUCUGUUCCCAUUUCAUAAAUUCAUUAUCAUAAUUUCAUAAUAAGUUCAUAACUCGGCUGCAAUAAAACCUUUUAACUUUCA